AGCUGGUUUCUUGUGAACAAAUAAAAAAAUGGUUAAUUGUUUAUGGAUAACCUUAAAAUUUUAUGAAUGAAGUUUUAUUUGGUCCAAUAGUAGCAAAGAAUAGUAGUUUCAUAUAUUCACAAUGUCUUUACUUUUAAAUUCUUUACUGAAAAUUUCAUUUAAUCCAAACUUUCGGUGUGUACUACCAUGCCGGAAUUUACAUUUUACUCAAGUAAGAACAUUAUACUCCCCUGCAGCACUGGGUGUCGAUAAUUAUCUUCAAACAAGGAAAAAAGUUAAGGAACAAUUUGCCAGUUUUACUGACAAAUUUCGGACCAAAAUGAAUGAUUACACUAAUGAUCCCAAAAACAUGAUUUUUACUGAAGACUUGAAAAAUAUGGUACAUUUAGCAGAACCUACUGACAUAGAACUUGUCUUAAAAAUGAUAAAGAAGUUUAACACACAAUCAUCUGAGUACAGAUUUGGUUCAUUUGUUUUUGGGCCUGUUGUGAUGAGAAUGUUCCAUUUUCUUGAUGCACCCCUGGAAGCAUUGCAGUGUUUUGAAGAUCCAAAUAAUGGUGGUUUCUUUGAUCAGUUGGUGUCAUUCCACAUUCUCUUAGAUCUCCUGUACAGUCACCAAAUGUAUGAUGAGAUGUAUAGGGUGUUUGAGAGAAUAAAAGAAAAACAAAUUAGUAUGUCAAAGUACCCCAAGUAUCCAGUUGUAUUGAUACUGGCAGCAUGUUAUAAACAGAAUACUCUACAAAGUUUGGAUUACGCAUCCAAGUUAUGGAUAGAUAUGACAGCAGUUGGAACAGUCCCGGUCAGAAGAGCUUGCACAUUUUUUGCUGCACUCGCCCUGAAUCAAGGCGCGCCACACAUUGCGCUUGAGUCAAUAUCCUCACAGAAACAACAUUACGUCACUAUUAGGAAUAUAAAGGCGACUGCGCUAGCGGACAUGGGCCGCGUGGAAGACGCGUUGCCAGUUUUAAGGGCCGUUUUGGAAAUCGACGCACCCGAACAAAAAGACAAACACACAUAUUUCAAAGAAACUAUAUUAAAAGUAAAACAAGCUGUUGACAAAUGCAACAAUAAAGACCUACAAAAGGAAUUUGAACACAUUGAAAAGGCACUUAUUGAUCGGAACCUUAUUGACAGUAAGCAAACAUUGGAGAAUCUUCUCAACGCAGAGAUAUCGACUCAAAAAUCAAGAACAGAGCCUCGAGGGAUGCCCUUUUCAGCCAGGCGAAUGCCGUUCGGAAUGCGCCAGCAAACGGUGAAGAAAGUCAUGUCAUAGUUUAGUCAGAGCCAUAUUGCAAAAGCCGGCAUAAUAAGGGCGACUGAAGAAAAUGGUGGCUUAACGCCUGUCGACGUUUCUUGAGUUGUAUUGUUUUUACAGAGGAGUAUAGUUGUUGCCGUGCAUUUAAAAUGUAUUUAUUUCCAAAUCAAGCUGGUCACUAGUUGGAUUUUGUAAAUAUGCGUGGAUGAAUGUUUUGCGAUAUUGUUUGCAUGGUAUAUUUGUUGAUAGUGCAAUAGUACAAAAAUAAUUAUUGAAAAUAAAUAAAUACACAGGA
Molecule: messenger RNA, 1550 nt
Organism: Manduca sexta (tobacco hornworm)
Lineage: Eukaryota; Metazoa; Arthropoda; Insecta; Lepidoptera; Sphingidae
Product: pentatricopeptide repeat-containing protein 2, mitochondrial
Exons: 9
Coding region: 122-1273 (383 amino acids)
Biological process (GO): multicellular organism development; regulation of mRNA processing; mitochondrion organization
Cellular component (GO): mitochondrion
Molecular function (GO): RNA binding
Source: RefSeq, a predicted model, not a curated record